UCCCGGGCCAUGUGCUCGCUCGCGUCGGGCGCCUCGGGCGGCCGCGGCCCCGUGCGGGAGGACGAAGACGACGAGGAGCUGCCGGAGCUGUGGGAGAGCGGCGACGAGACCGCGUGGGAGGAGGAGGAGGAGGACGCCGACGCGGGGCUCCCCCGGCACCCGCGGCAGACCCCGUGCCUGUUCUGUCACAGGUCAUUCACAUCAGCUGAGGAAACGUUCUCCCAUUGUAAGGUGGAGCAUCAAUUUAACAUCGACAGCAUGGUCCACAAGCAUGGACUUGAAUUUUAUGGAUAUAUAAAACUAAUAAAUUUUAUUAGACUUAAGAAUCCAACAGUUGAGUAUAUGAAUUCCAUAUACAACCCAGUGCCUUGGGAGAAGGAAGAGUAUUUGAAGCCAGUAUUAGAAGAUGAUCUGCUCCUUCAAUUUGAUGUAGAAGAUCUUUACGAGCCAGUGUCUGUCCCAUUCUCAUACCCCAGUGACCUCAGUGAAAAUUCCUCUGUGGUUGAGAAGUUGAGGCACAUGGAGGCCCGGGCACUGUCUGCAGAGGCUGCACUGGCCCGAGCGCAGGGUGAUCUGCAGAGGAUGAGACAAUUUGCUCAGGAUUUUGUGAUGAACGCAGAUGUCGGAUCCCGCGCCUCACCCGCUAAUGCCAUUGUGGACCUGCAGGAGGACGAGGAUGGCGUUUACUUCAGCUCCUAUGGGCAUUAUGGGAUCCAUGAAGAGAUGCUGAAGGACAAGGUACGCACAGAGAGCUACAGAGACUUUAUAUACCAGAAUCCACAUCUCUUCAGAGACAAGGUGGUUUUGGAUGUUGGGUGUGGAACUGGAAUUCUCUCCAUGUUUGCUGCCAAAGCUGGCGCAAAGAAAGUUCUUGGAGUUGACCAGUCUGAAAUACUUUACCAGGCUAUGGAUAUCAUAAGGCUAAAUAAGCUUGAAGAUACCAUUACCCUGAUUAAAGGAAAGAUAGAAGAAGUUCACCUUCCUGUUGAAAAGGUGGAUGUCAUUGUAUCGGAGUGGAUGGGCUAUUUUCUUCUUUUUGAGUCUAUGUUAGAUUCUGUCCUUUAUGCAAAGAAUAAAUACUUGGCAAAAGAAGGAUCAGUGUACCCUGACGUUUGCACCAUCAGCCUGGUGGCUGUGAGUGACUUGAGUAAGCAUGCUGAUAGAAUUGCUUUCUGGGAUGAUGUCUAUGGUUUCAACAUGUCCUGCAUGAAGAAGGCAGUUAUUCCAGAAGCAGUUGUAGAAGUUCUGGAUCCAAAGACUCUGAUUUCAGACCCUUGUGUUAUUAAGCAUAUAGAUUGCCAUACCACAUCUCUGUCAGACUUGGAAUUUUCUUCAGACUUCUCCUUGACAAUCACCAGGACAUCCACGUGUACGGCGGUUGCUGGCUACUUUGAUAUAUAUUUUCAAAAGAAUUGCCUCAACAAGGUCGUGUUCUCCACCGGGCCUCAGAGCACCAAAACACACUGGAAACAAACAAUAUUUCUACUGGAAAAGCCGUUUUCAGUUAAAGCAGGGGAAGCCUUGAAAGGAAAAAUCACAGUUCACAAGAACAAGAAAGAUCCUCGUUCGCUCAUCGUGACACUGACCUUGAACAGUUCAACCCACACUUACAGCCUCCAGUGAGCAGGACAGCGUCCAGCCACCACGAAGCGUGAAGCACAACUUGCAUUUCUGGUGUAGGGUGAGGUGGGCCAGUGGGACAGGUAGACUCACAGCAGUGAGGGAUGGCCGGGCCUUUCCCAGCAAUCUAGAGCUCAAAGUUGGGGAUCUCAGCUGAAAACAGGGAGCUACUAACCCCUGCACUCCCCAGGGGUCCUAGUCUCAGAAGUCAGCUGACCACAUUUACUGAGAGUCACCCUUCCCUUGCUGAGCUGGACACUGUUUGAAUUGGCUUACUUUUGGGACAGUCUUACAGUCUCCUUGUUUUGUUUUGUUUUUAUACAUUUCUUACUAUAAAUUGUAAGCAGUAAUAAUGUAUUAACUUGGGCUGUUUUAUUAAACUAGCAGCACAAAGAAGGGCACAUAUGCUGCGCUGCUCUGAGGAGGGGUGUUCAGAACAAGCUUGUUGGUAGUUGGGUCGAUUCGGUCCUCCAGCCAGAGAGCACCAAGCACACAGCACAGCUCCUUCCCUGCAUCCUCCGCGGAUGUCUGGCUGGCCUCUUCAGCCCCCGCACUCCUCACUUGUUCUGCUCCUCACUGGUCAGUGUUCUGUACCCGUGGCUGCUGCCACCCUGCCCGUGGAGGCAGAGCCCCUAUACAAACCUGGUUUCAGACUCUUCUGCAGAGGCUGAACGCUGCUCCGACCAGCCUUGUACCUUUUGCAAAUGAUUGAUGUGCAGAGCUGCCCUGUGUCUCAGAAAGUUGUGUCACCAUGAAACUCAUUUAUAAUUGGUUUGAAAGAAAUGGAAAUACUUAAUAAAAUGUAUAAGACAAUUUUUAGCAUUAAAAUAUUCCAUAAUGCC
This is a messenger RNA of Jaculus jaculus (lesser Egyptian jerboa), 2462 nucleotides long. It is a transcript of the gene Prmt3, whose product is annotated as protein arginine methyltransferase 3. The transcript is spliced from 16 exons. The coding region runs from base 10 to 1623 and encodes 537 amino acids. The record is from RefSeq and is a predicted model, not a curated record. Gene Ontology annotation, biological process: peptidyl-arginine methylation. Lineage: Eukaryota; Metazoa; Chordata; Mammalia; Rodentia; Dipodidae. Gene Ontology annotation, cellular component: nucleus. Gene Ontology annotation, molecular function: protein-arginine N-methyltransferase activity.